Molecule: messenger RNA, 943 nt
Organism: Arachis ipaensis
Lineage: Eukaryota; Viridiplantae; Streptophyta; Magnoliopsida; Fabales; Fabaceae
Source: RefSeq, a predicted model, not a curated record
GAGAUGUUAGUUGUAGAUUGUAGUUAGAGGCACAAUAAAUGCAAGCACGUUGUGAUCAACACAUCUAACUGGAAUCUAAGGACAAUGCAAUUAACACUUGCACCUGCAUCUGCCUCAAGAGAAACCCAAUCACAAAGGGCAAAACAGAGAAAACAUGUCAAAAAUACAGAAAUGAGAGCAUCAGCAGCACGUGUGGUGCGAAUCCUAUCUCCCAAUAAAGUCCCCCCUCUUCUUGCUCUUAUCUCCCUUCCCCUAUCUAUCUAUCUAUCAAUCUUGUUCUUGUUCUCACGUUCUCAGAUUUAGAGUACCUUCUUUCUUUCCGUCUCUCUACCAAGUGAAGAUGAUGAAUAGCUGCAGGUACCAACAGAGCUACGAGGACAUGACUAUGGGAAUGGGAGGAUCACUGCUUUGCCCUAAACCUCGUCGAUUGCCUCUCUUCACCUGCCCCUCCCCCACCAGCUACCAUUCACCUGCUCGAGCUGACCUUCUGGACAUCAUCCUCCCCAAGGGAGGCUGCUACCCAGAAAGAACCGGGGAUCUGGUGGAAGUGGCGGCGGCGUCGCCACCGUUUUUCUGCGGAUCUCCACCAAGCAGGGCCUCGAACCCUGUAAUACAGGAUGAACAAUUUGGUAAUAAUGGGAAUUUUAGUCCAUUUACCAUGCCAUCCUCUUCUCCAUCAUCUUCAUCGGCGCCGAGAAGCUGUGGUCCCAUGAAAUUUGGCCACGCGCCGGCUGCCGUCAGGAUUGUAGGUUUUGAGUCUCUUAGCAGAGAUAGGAGCAACUGCAGCAUCUCUGCGGUAGCGUAAACCAUUUUUGAAAGGUAAAGAACAAAAAAGGAGAAAAAGGGUGAUUCCAAUAGUCUAAUAACCAGGAAGCAGAGAAAAGGUAGAGGAUUUUAAAUCAACCAAGUUGAAAUUAGCAGAGGAGAUUCUUUUUGUUUGUUU